AUGUCAUUAGGCUUAAUCGUUUAUGCAGCUGCUAAGCCAAUCUUUAAAAUCUACUUCAUCAUAGCUUUAGGUUUCUUCCUUGCUAAAAAGAACAUCUUAACCGUCACAACCACCAGAGAUAUAGCUGAUGCCAUCGUAAGUGCCAUUAUGCCAUGUUUAAUCUUUGAUAAUAUUGUCACAAAUUUAAAAAGUUCUGAUAUAAAAAAUCUAGGUAUAAUCUUCUUUACCGGAACUUUAUUAUUCCUUUGUGGAGUGGUAUUGGCCUAUAUCACUCAUAUUUUAACUAAAUCACCAAAAAGAUGGUUAGGUGGUUUAUUAUCAGUCGGAUUAUUUCCUAAUAUUUCCGAUUUACCAAUUGCUUAUUUACAAACUUUAUCCCAGGGUGAUGUCAUAUUCACGACUGCACAAGGUAGUCUUGGUGUAGCAUAUGUUUGUAUCUUUUUAGCAUCUCAAGUAUUCUAUCAAUUCAGUCUUGGAUUAUAUCGAUUGAUUGAAUGGGAUUUUAGAGAUGAAUUAUUAGCUGAAUCCAUUAUUGAUGAAGAAAAACAGUUUGAUGAUUCAAGUGAAGAUGAUACAAAUAAUCUUACUACUCAACAACAACAACAAAAAAGUAAUAAUUUGCCUAUUCCAUUAAGUGCGAAUGUUCCCACGGUAAGUAUAGAUGAUGCUAUAUCUAUAUCCUCCAGUGAUGAUUCACAAGCCAUUUCAAAUCAUGAUGAUGAACUAAAUGAUGAAAAUGAUGAAAAUGAUGAAACAAGUAUCACUAGUGAAAAGACAAAGAAAAAAUCAAAAGCUUCUAAUCCUGAACGAGAAGAAACUAAUCAACAUGAUGAAUUUUUAAGAGCUCAUAGUUUAAGUAAAUUGAAUUCUAAUCCAAGAUCACUCUCAUCAACUAAUAGUUCAAGAAGAGAUUCCCUUAGCGGUGCCAAUAUCAAUUCUUUACAAAUGAUUCCAUCAAGAACUACAGAAUUAAGAAGAUUGAAAUCUCAAGACAUUCAAGAUGUGAUUAAUGAAUAUUCUGAAUUUGAAAAUUUAAAACAUAAUGAAAUCCGUAAAACCAUCACGGCCAUGAGUGAUGUAGGAGCUAUAUCAGUUAAAGAUAAAAAUGAUAGAUUAAUAGAUUCUGAUGAUACACCUCCUAUAUUAACCAGAGGUCAAAAAUUUAAAAAACAAUUACUUCAAAUUGGGAAAAAUUUCCUUGCACCAAAUUCAGUAUCAUUAAUUGUAUCAACCAUUAUUGCCAUGUCACCUCCUUUAAAAGCAUUAUUCGUUCCUACCGACAAUUUCAGUAUUCCUCCUGCUCCAGAUGGUCAACCUCCAUUAUCAUUCAUUAUUGAUUUAACCAGUUAUGUCGGAGCUGCUUCAGUUCCAUUAGGAUUAUUAUUAUUAGGAGCCACUAUUUCAAGAUUACAAGUUAAAAGAAUGCCUCCUGGAUUUUGGAAAACAGCAGUAAUGAUGACUGCUGCCAGAUUAAUUAUAAUCCCCAUCAUUGGAGUUGGUUUAACUACUGGAUUUUCUAGAGGUGGUUGGUAUGGUGAUGAUAAAUUAAUUCGAUUUGUAAGUGUAUUAGAAUUCGGAUUACCGAAUGCUACUGCCCUUGUUUAUUUCACCGCAUUUUAUACUGAUCCUACAUCUGAUGAUCAUUUACAAAUGGAUUGUCUUGCCAUUUGUUUGAUUUGUCAAUAUUCAAUUCUUUUUAUAACUUUACCAAUUUUAGUCACAUUUACAUUAAGUGUUUCCUUGGGUUUUUAA
Messenger RNA from Scheffersomyces coipomensis, 1752 nucleotides. It is a transcript of the gene ECM3, whose product is annotated as putative ATPase. The coding region runs from base 1 to 1752 and encodes 583 amino acids. The transcript has a single exon. Gene Ontology annotation, biological process: transmembrane transport. The record is from RefSeq and is a predicted model, not a curated record. Gene Ontology annotation, cellular component: membrane. NCBI's taxonomy places the organism in Eukaryota, Fungi, Ascomycota, Pichiomycetes, Serinales, Debaryomycetaceae.